UCUAUCCGUUCAGUCCACACAAACCCUUCAAACCCGUGAAACAGCAAAACCUUUACAAUGAAACGACAAAUACUAACCCUCUCCCUCCUCUUCAUCGCUGUAACCGUCGUGGUGGUUGACGCGGCGCUCCUCGGCGGAUGGAGUCCGAUAAAGGACUUGAAAGACAAGCACGUGGUAGAGAUCGCGGAGUUCGCCGUAGCAGAGCAUAACAAGGAAGCCAAAUCAAAUUUGAUGCUUGAGAGUAUCGUUAAAGGCGAAUCGCAGGUGGUAUCGGGUACGAACUAUCGGCUCGUUUUGGCAGUGAAAGGAAGGGCUAAUGCCAAGUACCAGGCUGUUGUGUAUGAGAAACCUUGGGAGAAUUUGAAGAGACUGACGUCGUUUCAACCUUUUAAAGGUUGAGAAAUGUAAUGCUCUGAUGUAAUGUUCUGAUUUCAGCUUUCUUUUAGAAAUUUGGGAUGAUAAUAUAAUAAUAGAGACUUUGGGGGUUCUUUUAUA
Populus nigra (black poplar) is the source of this 495-nucleotide messenger RNA. Its product is annotated as cysteine proteinase inhibitor 5. Bases 58 to 399 code for a protein of 113 amino acids. Gene Ontology annotation, molecular function: cysteine-type endopeptidase inhibitor activity. The record is from RefSeq and is a predicted model, not a curated record. Lineage: Eukaryota; Viridiplantae; Streptophyta; Magnoliopsida; Malpighiales; Salicaceae. The transcript has a single exon.